This is a messenger RNA of Plasmodium gallinaceum, 357 nucleotides long. The record is from the annotation of a RefSeq genome assembly. NCBI's taxonomy places the organism in Eukaryota, Apicomplexa, Aconoidasida, Haemosporida, Plasmodiidae.
AUGGCUAUUAUAUAUAAAUGUAAAUUUUUAAUAAAAAAUAUAAAGACAAAUUUAAAUCCUAUUUUAAAUUUAAAAUUUAAAUUAUAUAAUAUAAAUAUAAAUUUUUUAAAUAAAUUAAUUACAGAAUAUUUAAAUAAUUAUAAUAUAAAUAUAUUUAUAAUAUAUAUAUAUUCAAAUAAAACAUUUAAAAUUAUAUAUAAUUAUACAAUAUUUAAUUUAUAUAAAAAAUUUUUAAAAAUUAUAAAUAAAAUUAUAUUAAUAUAUAAAAUAUUAUUAUAUAAAAAAAAUCAAUUAUUAUUUUAUAAUAUAUAUCAAUUAUUAAAUAUAAUAUAUAAUAAUAUAAAAAAUUACAUAUAA